AAUAGGUAUGCUGUUCAGCUUGUAAGUCAAGGACUUUCAUCAAUGUCUUCGACCAGCAAUGGACACUACGAAAGACAGAACCGAUGAUAACCCUCUGGUCGAGAGCAGUUUCUCGGUUGAUGAUACAUCGCCAAAGCCAAUCCCAAAUGGCGGUUUGCUCGCGUGGCUGCAAGUCGCAGGCUCGUUUUGCCUCUACUUUUGCACCUGGGGCCUCAUAGCAAGCUUUGGAAGCUUCCAAACCAUCUAUGAGCGAGAUCAGCUUUCAACUCACACGCCAUUUCAGAUCUCAGUUAUUGGUUCUCUACAGACGUUUCUGAUGGUAUUCUCAGGCUUCAUAGUUGGUCCAAUUUAUGACUCUGGUUACUUUCGACACCUUCUGGCAGUUGGGUCUACCUUCAUUGUCACCGGCACUGUACUUCAAAGCCUGAGUCAAAAGUAUUGGCAGUAUCUUCUCACUCAAGGCCUUAUGAUUGGCAUUGGCGCCGGUUGUCUAUCGAUCUUGAGUGUUGCCAUCACUUCACUAUGGUUCACUACAAAAUUGCCCUUGGUCAACGGACUUGCAGCUUGCGGUAGUGGACUCGGAGGUGUUCUUCUCCCCAUCAUGAUUCGGGAGCUCAACGCACAGACAAGCUUGCCAUGGGCAACGAGGGCUAUGGCUUUGUUACUGUUGGCUCUGCUCCUGUUUUCCAACGUCGUGCUUCGACCGGGGCCAAAUCCCAACGGACCAUCCCAACGAAGGCAACUUCUUGACAAGACAGCUUUCACUGACUGGCCUUACGUUCUUUUCGUGGCUGGGUGUUUUUCUGUCUUCUUGGGAAUGUACACACCAUUCGUCUACGUACAAAGCUACGCCCUAGACAACAACAUUGCGUCUGAUCUCUCUGGGAAUAUGCUUGCUAUUCUCAACAGCAGCUCAAUCUUUGGCCGUAUCCUCCCUGCUUUUCUCGCUCAGAGCCUCGGGCCUAUGAACACUAUUAUUAGUGCAGCAGUCUUUCUUGCCACGACAAGCUUGUGUCUCAUCUCAGCAACUACAACUCCACGACUGCUUGUUACCGUCAUCAGCCAGGGCUUCUUCACGGGGUCCUUCUUCGCGCUUCAGCCGACCAUCUUUGUCAGACUAACUAGUGAUCCUCGAAGAAUCGGGACAAGAUUUGGUAUGGCCUUCUCGGUCAUGUCUGUCGCGCUGUUAUUCGGUCCGCCUGUUGGAGGGGCAUUGCGAAGGAGUAUGGGGUAUACGGCUGCUUGGGUCUGGGCUGGGCUGACUAUUUUCAUCGGAGGCAUUUUGAUCCUGUGCAGUAGAUUGCUGAAGGAUAAAAAGUCUUUGAUAGUCUGAUCUCUAGACUGAGAACCUGUUCUGUAAGCUUCAUGUGCACAAACUGCCCAAGGCAAGCUGAACAGAUGAAAUACCAUUGCCAAUACAAUCAAAUUUAUUGGAUAAGUUACAAAUAUUGACAACCCUAUACAUGCCACUGUU
Fusarium odoratissimum NRRL 54006 is the source of this 1474-nucleotide messenger RNA. RefSeq lists its product as uncharacterized. Gene Ontology annotation, cellular component: fungal-type vacuole membrane. Gene Ontology annotation, molecular function: transmembrane transporter activity. The transcript has 3 exons. The record is from RefSeq and is a predicted model, not a curated record. Lineage: Eukaryota; Fungi; Ascomycota; Sordariomycetes; Hypocreales; Nectriaceae. Bases 59 to 1333 code for a protein of 424 amino acids. Gene Ontology annotation, biological process: transmembrane transport.